This is a messenger RNA of Tricharina praecox, 2035 nucleotides long. RefSeq lists its product as uncharacterized. Gene Ontology annotation, molecular function: acyltransferase activity. Bases 42 to 1952 code for a protein of 636 amino acids. Lineage: Eukaryota; Fungi; Ascomycota; Pezizomycetes; Pezizales; Pyronemataceae. The record is from RefSeq and is a predicted model, not a curated record. The transcript is spliced from 3 exons.
AAAAACCGUGUUCGGCCCUCCCCCAUCCAUUCAAUCGAGAAAUGAAAAGCCCUCAAACCGACAUGCCGACCACCUGCACAACAUCUUCGAGCACCUCCUCCACCUCGGCGGCGGCUGCAGCAGGAGCGGACGACUCGCAGGCAGCCAAAAGCUACCCCGCGAUCCCACCGAUCUACUCGUUACUGCUCUCGCUGCCGUCACUGGUGGCGCCCUUCCUGCCCGCGGACCUGGUGGCCGCCUACCCCACAGCAGUACAGGCGCUGCUCCCGUCACUCGACCCGAUCGAUGCGCGCCUCCGCGAGCUCCUCCCCAAGUCUGCAAACUGGACCCACGAUUUCAUCACGGCGCUGCAGCUCUCGGGGCGCUGGACCCUCGCCACAGACGUGAAAGCGAGCUUUCUGCUUGCGGGGCGCAGCCGCUCGCGCGAGGAGGCCGCCGCCCGCGUGCUCUGGGCCGUGGGCGUCUGGCGCCGCGAUGGCUUCGGUGGCAGGAAGUCUAAGGAGAUUGGGUGGCAGACGGAUGGCCUGCUGGGGGGCUUCCAUGUGCCGGGUAGGGAGUGCGAUAAUGUACAAUUGGCCUCUGGGGACCUGGGUGAGGCCGUGGUGUGGGUCGCUGGGAGGGCGUGGGCCGUAGAGGUGUUCAGGAUGGGAGAGGUGGUGAGCGUGGAGGAGAUAAGGGCGCAGCUGGAGGGGAUUGUGAGGAAGGCGGCUGGGCGGGAAACGGCCAACAUCUCCGUCGCGGCGCUGUCACAUCGUCUCCCGCGGGAACUAUGGGCGAAGACCAAAGCCUCGCUCUCGUCAGAUACGCGGACCAACAUGACCAUGAACCGCCUCUACAGCUCGCUCACCACCCUAGCACUGGAAGACUACGUCCUGCCACACCCGACGUCAGACGCCCUCGAGGACAUCCGCGGCAACUGCGACUCGCCCAACCGCUUCGCCGACCAAACCCUCAGCUUCGUCGUAUACUCCGACGGGGCAGUGGGGAUGACGACCGACCACACCGUAGCAGACUGUUCCGCGGGGCUCGAGACCGCACUCUGGCUAUCCGAGCUCGCCGCAAAAGCAGACGUAGGACGGCGCCUAUACCAAGUGCGGGCACGCCCACCCAAGGAGCUCUCCUUCCCCGCCCUCAUCACCGCAUGCAAGAUGCUACCGAUGUACAACGGGCCACGGGCGGGCGAGCCCGUGCUGUUCACUCCCGCGCCGCGCAAAGCACCGAUGCCACGGGGGUACACCGACAACGUAGCGCGGUCUGUGCGGACGCUGUCUUUGCGGCUGCCCAAGGAGCUGCUGCAGAAGCGGCUGGUGGAUGCGACGCUGCAGCUGGCGCUGCAGGCGGCCGUGGGUAGAGAUACUCCCAUCACACAGAGCGUGUAUCAGCGCGGCACCGCGAAUGCAAGGAGUGAGCCGGUCAUGGCAGUCACCGAGGAGGGCGUGAGGUUCAUCGAGAUGCUCGCCGACGCGGAUGUGCCGCCUGAAGAAAGGGAGACGGCGUUUCAGGUAGCGGUUGCCGCGAGGGGAGAGAGGAUAAAAUCAAAUACCUUCCCCUUCUACCGCAACCUAUUCCUGCACCCUUCGUUCUCAAUGCUGCCGCCAUCACCCGAGCUAUCCACGAUUCUCGCAGUGCUCCACGUCGCGUCCGGCGCACCGGUGGAAUGCGAGCAGCCAGGCAGCAACGUGCAGUUCACGGGGUUCACCAUCUCGAAAAACGACAAUGUCGCUGCCGCGUCGAGCAAUCUCUACCUCGAGCAGCAGCUGGUCGCCUGCUACCUGGCAAAGGUCGACGAAGACCAGGAGGAAGACGACGGCAGCGUCGAGAUCACGUUUAGUGCCUCGGGCGAGUUUUGGAGAGCGGAGUUGGACGAUGUGGUACUGAGCUUUGCCGGCGUGUGGGAGUUGAUUCUAGAGGCGGCUCUGGGACGCGGAGGUGGGUGGGAAGGUGUGGUAUAGAGUACGCACCUACCGUAUACGUACCUUGUAGAUAGACUUGGGUUGUGUAAUGUGAAUAAUAGAUGUCCGCUUUCUAUUACUUU